GCGCCUGACCAUCAUCGUUUACCUUCCAAACAUGGCUACCGCCGUAGUAAGUUUGGAAGCCGGUGUUGGCGGCAUUGGAAGGAUGUGGAAGCUUUUGCUGGCAUUGGUCGCGCUUGUACCUUGUGUCUCUGCUGGGGCCGACUCCAAAGCUGUCACCACCACACUUACCACAAAGUGGCCGUCCACACCCCUCCUGUUAGAGGCCAGCGAGUUCCUGGCCGAGGAAAACCAUGACAAGUUUUGGGAUUUUGUGGAGGCCAACCAGGAUAUUGAAGACGAACAUGACAAUACGGAUCUGUCGUGUUAUGAGUUGAUCCUGAAGAGGGCCAGUGCGCUGCUCAGCCCUGUGCAGUUGAACCUGCUGAAGUUCGCCCUCUCCCUCAGAGCCUACUCCUCUACAGUACACUCCUUCCAACAGAUCGCGUCGACCGAGCCUCCUCCAGCUGGCUGUUCAGCCUUCUUUAACGUCCAUGGAGAGAAGAGCUGUGAUGAGGACAGGCUGCAAGCGCUGCUGGACACGGCGUCUGAUCGGUCUAAGCCGUACCUCUUCAAGGGGGAUCACAAGUUCCACUCGACCAAUCCCAACCCCGACGCCCCGGUGGUCAUCCUGUAUGCGGAGAUGGGCACCGCCCAGUUCUCCAGGCUGCACCAGCUCAUGCAGAACAAGGCCAACGAGGGCAAGAUCAUCUACGUCCUCAGACACUACGUAGCGAAACCCAGCAGCAACAAGGUGUACCUGUCUGGCUACGGAGUGGAGCUGGCCAUCAAGAACCAGGAGUACAAGGCCAAAGAUGACACCCAGGUCCAAGCAGGAGGUGAAGCCAAUGCUACACUCGAGCGAGACGGCAUCGAUGAAGUCCAGGGAUUCCUCUUCGGCAAGCUGAAGACUCUGUAUCCUGAGCUGAAGGAGCAGCUGAGAGAGCUGAGGAAACACCUGGUGGAGAGCACCAAUGACAUGGCUCCUCUCAAAGUCUGGCAGAUGCAAGACCUGAGCUUCCAGACGGCGGCGCGGAUCUUGGCUGCCCCUCCGGUGGAUGCUCUGGCCGUGAUGAAGGACCUGAGUCAGAACUUCCCCACCAAGGCCAGGUCCAUUACCAAAACGGUUGUCAACUCCGAGAUCCGUAAAGAGAUUGAGGACAACCAGAAGUUCUUCAAGGGCACGCUGGGUCUGCAGCCCGGUGACUCGGCCCUCUUCAUCAACGGCCUCCACAUCGACCUGGACGUCCAGGACAUCUUCAGUGUGUUUGACAUCCUGCGUAACGAGGCGCGUGUGAUGGAGGGCCUGCGUAGCCUCCUCAUCGACACCCCCUUCAUCCACGACAUCCUCAAGCUCAACGUGCAGCCCGCAGACUCCGACUACGCCGUGGACAUCCGCAACUCUGCCAUCAACUGGAUCAACAACCUGGAGGUGGAUCGGCGGUAUGCUGGUUGGCCGUCUAACGUACAGGAGCUGCUGAGGCCCACCUUCCCCGGCGUCAUACGCCAGAUACGCAAGAACUUCCACAACAUGGUGAUCAUCCUGGACCCGUCUCAGGAGAACUCCGGCGAGCUCCUGAGUGUAGCGGAGAUGUUCUACAGCAACAACAUCCCUCUCAGGAUUGGUGUGGUGUUCGUAGUGAAUGACGAGGAGGAUGUGGACGGCAUGGAGGAUGCGGGCGUGGCGCUGCUGAGGGCCUACAACUACAUCUCAGACGAGGUGGACAGCCAGGCCGCCUUCGACGCCAUCAUCAGCAUGCUGAACCGUGUCCCGCCGGGGGGGCAUCUGAAGGUGGAGCACGUGGUGGGGGUGCUGGAGAAGAGCUACCCCUACGUGGAGGUGUCCAGCAUCCUGGGAGCCGACUCACCCUAUGACAAGAACAGGAAGGAGGGCAAGGCGUAUUUCGAGCAGACGGGCGUGGGACCACUGCCGGUGGUGCUGUAUAACGGCAUGCCCUACCAGCGCGAGCAGCUCGACCCGGACGAGAUGGAGACGGUCACCAUGCAGAAGAUACUGGAGACCACAACCUUCUUCCAGAGGGCCGUGUACCUGGGAGAGCUUGGUGGUAGUCAUGAGGUGGUGGACUUCAUCAUGAACCAGCCCAAUGUGGUGCCGCGCAUCAACUCCCGCAUCCUCUCCACCACCAGGCAGUACCUGGACCUCUCCAACACCAACAACCACUUCAUCGAUGACUACCCACGUUUCGUCUUCCUGGACACCAGGGAGAAGACCACAGCGGUGGCCAACAGCAUGAAUUACAUGACUAAGAAAGACGAUGGCAUCAUCCGGCCGGUGACGUUCUGGGUGGUGGGGGACUUUGAUCAGCCGUCGGGGCGACAGCUGCUGUACGACGCCAUCAGGCACAUGAAAACCAGUAACAACGUCCGGUUGGGCAUGAUCAACAACCCGAGCCAGAAUCCGACCAAUGAGAGCAGCGUGGUGGCGCGGGGCAUCUGGGCCGCCAUGCAGACGCAGUCGGCUAACAACGCCAAGAACUUCAUCACCAAGAUGGCCAAGGAGGAGACCGCCAAGGCCAUCGAGGCCGGCACUGACAUCGCCGAGUUCGCCGUGGGGGGUAUGGACGUGUCUCUGUUUAAGAGUGCGUUCGGGGGCCCCAAGGUGGACUUCCUGCUGUCUCACGCGGCCUACUGCAGGGACGUGCUCAAGCUGCAGAAGGGGCAGAGGGCCGUCAUCAGCAACGGGCGGAUCAUUGGUCCACUGGAGGAAGGGGAGGUCUUCAACCAGGAUGACUUCCUGCUACUGGAGAGCAUCAUCCUGAAGACGUCCGGGGAGCGAAUCAAAACCAACAUCCAGAAACUGGGCGUGGAGGAGGACAGGGCUAGUGACUUGGUGAUGAAGGUGGAUGCUCUGCUGUCUUCGCAGCCGAAGGGCGAGGCCCGGAUAGAGUACGGCUUUGCUGAUGACCGAUACAGUGCUGUGAAGCUGAGGCCCAAGGAGGCCGAGGUCUACUUUGACAUCGUGGCUGUGGUCGACCCCGUCACCAGAGACGCCCAGAAGCUCGCCCCUCUGCUCUUGGUGUUGAAGCAGCUGGUCAAUGUCAACCUGCGCGUCUUCAUGAACUGUCAGGCUCGACUCUCUGACAUGCCGCUCAAGAGUUUCUACCGUUACGUGUUGGAGUCUCAGUUGAGUUUCGGGGCGGAUAACAGCCUGUCUCAGGGCCCCCUGGCCAAGUUCCUGGACAUGCCCCAGACGCCGCUCUUCACCCUCAACCUCAACACCCCCGAGAGCUGGAUGGUGGAGUCCGUACGCACGCGCUACGACCUCGACAACAUCUACCUGGAGGAGGUGGACAGUGUGGUGCCUGCGGAGUACGAGUUGGAGUACCUGCUGUUGGAGGGCCACUGUUUCGACGUCAGCACGGGCCAGCCCCCCCGCGGCCUGCAGUUCACCCUCGGCACCGACGCCAACCCCGUCAUCAAGGACACCAUCGUCAUGGCCAACCUGGGCUAUUUCCAGCUGAAGGCCAACCCGGGCGCCUGGGUCCUGAAACUCCGCAAGGGCCGAUCAGAGGACAUCUACAAAAUAUACAGCCAUGAUGGCACAGACUCCCCAGCGGACGCUGAUGACCUCAUCGUGGUCCUCAACAACUUCAAGAGCAAGAUCAUCAAGGUCAAGGUCCAGAAGAAGCCAGACAAGAUGAAUGAGGAGCUGUUGAGUGAUGGCACCCAAGAGAACGACUCAGGCUUCUGGGAGUCUCUCACGCGCGGUUUCACCGGUGGCAGUAAGACGGAGGAGACUAAGCAGGAGAAGGAUGAUGUCAUCAACAUCUUCUCACUGGCCUCAGGACAUCUCUACGAGCGCUUCCUCAGGAUCAUGAUGCUGUCGGUCCUGAAGAACACAAAGACUCCCGUCAAGUUCUGGUUCCUCAAGAACUACCUCUCCCCAACCUUCAAGGAGUUCAUCCCCUACAUGGCAGAGGAGUACGGCUUCCAGUACGAGUUGAUCCAGUACAAGUGGCCGCGCUGGCUGCACCAGCAGACGGAGAAGCAGCGCAUCAUCUGGGGCUACAAGAUCCUCUUCCUGGACGUCCUCUUCCCCCUCGCCGUCGACAAGAUCCUCUUCGUCGACGCCGACCAGAUCGUACGUACGGACCUGAAGGAGCUGCGCGACUUUGACCUGGAGGGGGCGCCGUACGGCUACACGCCGUUCUGCGACAGCCGGCGCGAGAUGGACGGGUACCGAUUCUGGAAAUCCGGAUACUGGGCCAGCCACCUGGCAGGACGCAAGUACCACAUCAGUGCCCUGUAUGUGGUGGACCUGAAGAAGUUCCGUAAGAUCGCCGCGGGCGACCGCCUGAGGGGCCAGUACCAGGGGCUCAGCCAGGACCCCAACAGCCUGUCCAACCUCGACCAGGACCUGCCCAAUAAUAUGAUCCACCAGGUGCCCAUUAAGUCCCUCCCCCAGGAGUGGCUGUGGUGUGAGACCUGGUGUGACGACUCCACCAAGAAGAAGGCCAAGACUAUUGAUCUGUGCAAUAACCCCCAGACCAAAGAGCCUAAGCUGCAUGCUGCGGUGCGCAUCGUGAGUGAGUGGAGCGAGUACGACCAGGAGGUGAAGCGCAUCCAGAGCCAGUUCCAGAAGGAGAAGGAGGCGGCAGGAGGAGCAGGAGGAGGAGCAGGCAGCACAGACACCAGCACAAACACACACACAGCAGGUUUUGACCCGCACAUCGAACUGUGAGAGCGCAGGUCUUUUACAGUUGGGGAAGGCUCGACUCUGUUUAAAGAGUUGUGUUGCGUUUUAUGUUGUUUUGUUGAGUUGUUUUUAACAGAAGCCAAUUCUUUUGAAACAUGGCUGCUAUUUCUGCUGAGAGACUUGAUUCCAAAAAAAGACACAACCAACAAAGAAAAAAAGACACACCAACAAAGAAACAAAAAAAAAGAACAUGAACUGUACGAUUUUUGGUUUUGUGACUAGCCAAUGCCUGAGGUAAUGCAAUUCUGCUCCACAAAGGCAAAGUGCAGUAACUACGCCAACACUGCAAAUGAGAAAAAUGCCUUCAAAGCCUUGGUAUUGGGUUGGAUAUUAUAGUUACUGCAAAUUUGACAUGACAAUAUCUCUAAAA
Messenger RNA from Engraulis encrasicolus (European anchovy), 5063 nucleotides. RefSeq names its product UDP-glucose glycoprotein glucosyltransferase 1 (gene uggt1). Gene Ontology annotation, molecular function: UDP-glucose:glycoprotein glucosyltransferase activity. Gene Ontology annotation, cellular component: endoplasmic reticulum. Bases 32 to 4678 code for a protein of 1548 amino acids. Lineage: Eukaryota; Metazoa; Chordata; Actinopteri; Clupeiformes; Engraulidae. The record is from RefSeq and is a predicted model, not a curated record. The transcript is spliced from 40 exons.